Dovyalis caffra is the source of this 234-nucleotide messenger RNA. NCBI's taxonomy places the organism in Eukaryota, Viridiplantae, Streptophyta, Magnoliopsida, Malpighiales, Salicaceae. The record is from the annotation of a GenBank genome assembly.
AUGAUAGUAAGAACAUUUCUUGGGAGGGAGCAACUCCUUGUUAAUCCAAAUUCAUUGGCCCAACGCCCAAGCAAUGGAUACUUUGAACGCCAAGAAAGACAACCUUCUGUUUCUUGGUUCUUUUAUAAAUUUCUGGUGGGAUGGAGCCAGGAAAGUAUAAUGGCCCCUGGAUUUCACCCUAAUAGUCCGUCUUCUGUCUUUUUUAGCAGAAAAAGCCACAGAAGAGACGAUUAA